Messenger RNA from Drosophila ananassae, 5552 nucleotides. It is a transcript of the gene tio, whose product is annotated as protein tiptop. The coding region runs from base 958 to 4113 and encodes 1051 amino acids. Gene Ontology annotation, cellular component: nucleus. The record is from RefSeq and is a predicted model, not a curated record. NCBI's taxonomy places the organism in Eukaryota, Metazoa, Arthropoda, Insecta, Diptera, Drosophilidae. The transcript is spliced from 3 exons. Gene Ontology annotation, biological process: regulation of transcription by RNA polymerase II. Gene Ontology annotation, molecular function: DNA-binding transcription factor activity, RNA polymerase II-specific; DNA binding.
ACAACUCAAAAAUGUUUUUUUUCGAAAAAAGUCUGUCGACGGGAAAGGACUGUCGCUCGGCGUCGCAAAAAUGGCAAAAAUUACAUAGAUACUGUUAGACGGGAACGAAAUCAUGUCGCACGUUGCCAUUGCCAUUGUUGUUGAGUUUCCGGUCAGGAGUGGAAGGCAGCGCCAGCUUGAUUUUGAUUUCAAAUCUCAAAUUCUUCAAAUCUAGUCUCUCGUUAAAGAAAAAAGCGUGAAAAAAUAAGAGAAAUAAAUAAAAAUAAUAAUCGUAAAUCGUAAAUUUUUGUGGCAAGCCGUCAGUAAAUCAUUAAAUUAAUAGCCUCACCAACACACACACCCACUCACACACACACACGCAGGCACACAGCUGUUGUGCGGACAGAAAGUGGAGAAAGAAGAAGAAGAAGGAAGUGAAAUUGGCGGCAGUUUGACCGCAACAACAAUAACAACAACAACAACAACAACCAACAAACACUAUUGCAACAAACAAACAAACACACGCUCAUUGAUUCGCGUUCGUCAUCAGUCGUCGGUUGUGCCUCCCCCUACACCACCCCCCUCCGUGGCAUUGUGACAUUUGAUUUAUUUGACGUGUGUGUUUUUGAUAGAAGCUCAACACGAAACUGACACGCACACACACACACACACCCAUACCAUCUCUCUCUCACGAAUGGCUCAAGAAUUUAUUUGUUGAACAAAAAUCGAAAAAAAAAAAAAAAAAACGAAAAUAAAAUUCAAAUCUUUUCAAACCAAGUGCGUUUGUUGUUUCGCGUAUGUUUGAUGUGAAAAGUGACAAGGCGAGGGGAACUGAACAGAACAGAACAGAACAGAACAGUAUAGAAUAGAAUAGACUCCAUCGCUAUCAAUGGCCAGACGAAAUUAAUUGCCAAACAGCUUCUAUAAUCUACAUAUAACUAGUACCAGAGAGACCCCCGAAUCCUAAUCUUCAACAAAAUGAUGCUACACGAGGCUGUCAUGCUGGAAAUCUACCGCCAGGCACUGAGUGCAAGGUCCCUUGUUUCCCCAAAUUUCAGUGAGCUGGCCAGCCCGCGAUGCCAAUCCCGGGAAUCGAAUGCCUCGGCGGGCGGGGCCGGGGGCGGGGGAGUGGGAGUGCUGCCCAGCGAUGUCCGCUGCCCCUCGAACGAGUCCCACUGCUCGGCCAACGACUGCCUCACCCCGGCGCCCACCCCCACUCCCACGGCCACGCCCACCUCGCCCCAUCCCGUGGGCCUGCCCCUGACGGCGACACUUCCCCCCGCCGCUGCCGCUGCCCUGUUGCCGCCCCAGUCCGCGGCAAUGGCUGCCUACCUGGCGGCCGCCCAGCAGAAUCACCUGCUGCUCACGAAUCCCCUGGCGGCGGCCGCCUCCCUGGUCCAGCAGGCCACCCAGCAGGCGGGCGAGUCCCCGCCAGCCCUGGACUUCAGCAGGAAGCGGGCCAGCAGCGAGGGUGAGGACGAGGAGGAGGAGGAGGAGCCGGAGCAGGGCCACCACCCAGAGGCCGACCAAGAUGUCCAGGGAGACACUGGGCCGCUGGACCUGUCGGUGAGCACGCGGAAGAGGCAGGGGCCACCCGAUUCCCCGCCAGCCAGGAAGGUGCCGCGAAGCAUCUCGGCCGACUACAAGUCCCCCCUGCCCCCCGGCAGCUGGGUGCCGCCCAUCAACCCCUACCUGGCAGCGGUGGCGGCCAAAACCGGAGGUCUGGGCAACCCGAAACUGGGGCCAAGUGAAGCCAGCAAGGCGCUGGAGAAGAUGAGCGAAAUGAGUCGACUGGAGACGCCGCCACCAGGUAGCCACCGGAACUCAGCGGGAGUCCCCAACACAUCAACGUCGUCGUCGGGAUCCGGAGGAUCGGCGGCCGGCGGAGGCACCAGUUCCGGUGGCCGACACAGCGCCUGGCAGUCCCACUGGCUGAACAAAGGAGCCGACACGGCCAAGGACGUGUUCAAGUGCGUGUGGUGCAAGCAGAGCUUCGCCACCCUGGCCAGCCUCACCACCCACAUGAAGGAGACGCAGCACUGCGGCGUCCAGAUACCAUCGCCCUCCGCCUCGGCAGGAGCUGGUGGCGCCUCGAGUGGUGCUCCUCCCGCCUCGCGACUGCCCGCCUCCACCUCGAACUCGGCCUGCUCCAGCAGCAGCAGCUCCACCUCCAGCUCCUCCAACUCCUCCAAGUCGGAGCUGAACAUGCUGAUCAAGGAGACGAUGCCGCUGCCCAGGAAACUGGUGCGCGGCCAGGACGUCUGGCUGGGCAAGGGGGCGGAGCAGACGCGCCAGAUCCUCAAGUGCAUGUGGUGCGGCCAGAGCUUCCGUUCGCUGGCCGAGAUGACCAGCCACAUGCAGGAGACCCAGCACUACACCAACAUCAUAUCCCAGGAGCAGAUAAUAUCCUGGAAGUCGGGCGACGACCGGGAGCGGCCCUCCAACGGCAGUCAGGGUCCAGGAGGUGCUCCUUCGGCAGCUGCCUCGGCCGCUUCCGCCCCCUCCAGUGCCACGGCCGCGGCGGUGAGUGCCGUGCUGACCUGCAAGGUGUGCGACCAGGCCUUCGGCACCCUCAAGGAGCUCAGCAGCCACAUGGCCCAGCAGUCGCACUACAAGGAGUCGCCCUCCUCCUCCGUGUCCCCGCCGGCACCGGGCGCGGGCAACUCGAAGAGGGCCCGCCAGAAUCGCAACGAGAAGCGCAAGAAAUCCCUGCCGGUCCGGAAGCUCCUCGAGCUGGAGCGCUCCAGCUCGAACUCCAGCCUGGACUCGGCCCUGAAGCCGUUGCGGGACUUCGCGGCCGCCACGAAGAUCACCUGCGAGAAGUGCGGCAGCAAGAUAGAGACGGCGCUGUUCGUGGAGCACAUCCGGAAGUGCCUGGGCGAGAGCAUACCGAUCCCGCCCAGGAGGCCGGCCCAGGAUCGCAUGCCCAGCCCCAACGCUGGACUGGGGGGGGAAAAGCCGCCGUCGGUGCUGAACGCCCUGGAGCAGCUCAUCGAGAAGAGCUUCGAGUCGAGGGGCGGAGGACGCAGUCUGGGCACUCCUGGUGGCUACUCCGAGACCGGCACUCCACUGGGCGCCAGCAUCCUGAAGCGCUUGGGCAUCGACGACAGCAGCGACUACACCAAGCCGCUGAUGGACGCCCAGGCGAUGCACAUGAUGCGCUCCUCUUACGCCUCCCGGGACCGCAGUGCCAGCGAAUCGAGCUCCGCCAGCCGGGUGGAGUCCUCCUACACCCCGGACAGGCAACAGGCCACGCCCCGUAGGACUCCGGACACGCCAGCGCCACCACCUCCGCCGCCGCCACCGCCCACCACGAUCAAGGCGGAGCCGAUGGAGGCGGAGCAGCAGGCGGGAGCCGAGGAGCGAGAGGGCGGCACCUCCAGUCCCCGGCAGCACAUCCAGGUGAAGAAGGAGUUCUCCAUGGAGGCGAGUCGGGAGAGUCCUCGGUCGGCCAGUGAGUCGCCGGCGCCGCAGACUGUCCCCGCCACAGUGGCGGACAGUGGCAGCCUCCUGGCCCUGAACUCCAUGUUCGAUCAGCUGAGCGGGGCGGAGACGAACAACAACAACAACACAGGACACUGCUACAACAACAACAACCCCUCGAGCCACAUCUCCUCGAAGAAGCCCAAGGCCCAUCCCCUGGCCGCUCUCCAAAAGCUGUGCGAGACCACAGACCCCCCCGCCUCGAACACUCGCAGUGCCCAGUCCUCCGCAGGAUCAGCGGCGGUCGCCUCCUCCUCGAACGGCAGCGACCUGGUGGCCUUCAGCUGGGCCUGCAACGAGGCCGUCCUCAGCGCCAGCAGCGGCGCCGGCGGCGACUCCUCCAUCAUCAAGUGCUCCUUCUGUGAUACGCCGUUCGGGUCGAAGGGCGCCUACCGCCACCACCUCUCCAAGGUGCACUUCGUGAAGGACGCCGGCGAGGAGUCGCCGCGUCUCAAGUCCCCGGCCGCCCAGAGCCCCAAGUCCUUGCCGAUGGCCUCGCCCAAGAGAUCCGGAUCCGCCUCCCGGAGUCCUGCCACAGCCAUGCAGCAGCCGCCUCCCUCGCCCACCAUCAAUCCCUACGACGAGAGUCCGCAGUCCAAGUUCCUCAAGUACACGGAGCUGGCCAAGCAGUUGUCCUCCAAGAAUGCCUAAGGAUCAAGGAUCAAGGACCAAUUUAAAGUCGAGAAGUCACUUUUAAAACAGUUCCAAUAACUGCAAGGACAUCUUAUAAAAAUUAUUUAAUUUUUUUUGAAAAUCAUUUCGAGUGACUUGCAAGGACCUCCUUUAUAAUUCCCAACUUAACAGUUAACUGAGAUUCGAGGACUCUCUCUGCACUGAUUUCUGAUCGUUGAGAGUCUGCGAGAUUUGUUUGCCAAUUCGCUCUCUCGAGCGCCACAUGGCGAGUCGCACGCUCGCUCUCCCCCAAUCUCUUGCAGUCGCUCUCUCAGUUGGAUUUCCCCUCUUUUGCUGAAUUGCCAAGCAUUUCCCCUCAUGUUCCCCAUGUUCCCCACGAUGUGACGUCAUCGUCGGAGUGCUCUGGUCCGUUUUUAUUGUUUCCCAAUCGGACAUCAUGCUAUCGCACUCACAGUGCAAGCGAGAGGCAACGAGUGGAAUUCAAUUACCACCGUUUGACGAACUGCUGUCGGCGUGCUGUUGAGACGGCUAUAUAGACUGGUCUGUUUGACGAAAGGCGACGACACGAGUUCGUCAAAGUUGGAUUGGAUGGAGGCGAAGGCCUACCUCCCCCAUCCCCAUUGCCAUGCCGGAGUGGUUGGGGAAAGAGUGAGUGAGCAAAAACUAUUGAGUGGAAACCGGUUUUUGAGUGCGAUUGUGAGUCGAAGAUAUAAAGAUUAUUAAUUAAUUUGUUAAUUAUGCCGCAGUUCCUGGUCAAAAGAAUCGAAUAGAAAGCGUGCCAAAAAAAAGAAAAAUACUUAAUUCUAAUGGUAAAACAAUUAAAUCACUAAAUCUAAGCAAUUACAAACGAAUGAAACGCAGUAUACGUAAAAAAAAGGUAAAAAUGUUAACCUCAUUGAUCCUUAACGAGAUAAUGUAAAUAUUUAGCUAAUAGCACUUUCCUUCCAUAUGUCUAAAGAUUAUCAAAUAUAUAUAUAUACAAAGAAAUCAAAAGGUAGCCACAGCAACGCAUGUAUACGCAAAAAAUUAUAGAGAAACAAUUUUAAAAAUUAUAUAUAUACUCAAACAUAUGAAUCUAUAUAUAUAUAUAUAUAUAUAUACACCCAUGUAUACCAACUCCAAUCUCAACAAUAACUAAGAAUCUUAAUAAUCUAACCUAAGAACUAAACCUAAGAUGGCAAGAACAUUGCAGAAUGUAUAACAUUUCAUUAUCAUUACUAUCAUUAACAAUCACUAUCAUCGUUUAAGUCUACGAUAUACUACGAUAACUAUGUAUACGACUUGUAUUUGAGUUUUUGUGAUAUUAUUUUUAAAUCGAAACAGUUUGCUUCCCUUUUGCCACGCCCCUAGUCCUGCGAUCCCUACACCUCUUGUAUCCUGUACCCCCACCACCACCCCUCUUAGACCGUAAGUGUAAGUUAUAUAAAUGCAAUAAAGGCGCAGCAUUCAAAAUAUAA